Messenger RNA from Lymnaea stagnalis (great pond snail), 6653 nucleotides. Lineage: Eukaryota; Metazoa; Mollusca; Gastropoda; Lymnaeidae. The record is from the annotation of a GenBank genome assembly.
CACACACCUGUGGCAGUGUUCACGGUUGACCGGUUGAGGUAAUCUCAAAGUAGGUCACAGAUACCUUCACUGCCGCUUUUGACCUUAAAGAACCAACAUUCUUCCUGCUUGGCUUAACUAAAAUACACGUUGACCUUGACACGCAAUUCACAAGAUCUUCCUUAUAUAGAAGCAGAUUCAUGUGUCAUUUAUUCGACUACACAGUACCACCAUAGCGUCCGUGUGAUCGUAUCUUUCUUACUCGUGUGGAUUUCCAUUGUCGCCGUUUGUGAUUGUGUUAUUUUUGUUUUUUUAUCGUUUUCCCAAUAUGAAUUUAUGAAGACGAUUAUGAAUAAGAACUAGAUCAGUCGAGCUUUAGGAACAGAGAUAAUCAAAAUAGUCUCUAAAUAAGCUAAUUUAUUGUUGAAAUCUGUGCAUGGACGAAAAUUCGAGAAUUAAUCAUCUAUGUACGGUAGGUUGUUAUUAUUAUUUUAAAAUAAUAAUUUGAGACAUCGAGACCUAAUCGUUUGUUAGUUUUCUGAAGAGUUAUUUCCCCCAUCCCCUAGAUUUUUCAUAUUAUUAUUAAUGUAUUAUUUCAUUUGCAAAUAACCUUUAUUAGCUAAACUAAAGGCAUAAUUGAUCAACGGAGAAAAAAUGUGACGGUCAGGUCAUUUGGGUUGCCCAAUAUAGAUACGACUUGGUGUUAAAACACUAACAGGAAUGUAAUGUGAUUAAAAUUGGAAUUUUACGUACUUAUUUAACGCUAUUUAUUAUUAGUAUUAUAGUAACUGACACUAUUCUGGAAUGAAUAAGUAGGCAUAUCGACUAUCGUGCAUUAUCGAGCAUAAUUUUAUUUUAUGUUUCUCAAGUUUAAUAAAUAUUUUCAUUACAAAACUUCGAUGUAGCCUACUUAACAAAAGUUUAAUCAAACUUAUUUUGGGCUAAAAGCUAUAUAGCAAGCUCUGCCGUGCCUGCAGAAUUAAGUAUAUUAAAAAUGCCGUGCCUUAUAUUUUUUUAAAAUUUAGUAAAUACGAAAUGGACUACUUUCAAAAUAUUUCCUGACUUUAUUUUAUACCUUUGCCUUUUGGGGCCUGCAAUAAAGUAUGUACGCAACACAAUUCAAAAUUUACCCCCCCCCCCUUUGCACCCUUAAAAUUUUAACCCCCCCCCCCCCACUGUUGAGAAAGUAAAAUACCCCACAACCCCAGUUAAAAUUAGAAAUAAAAAAAAACAAUGACAUGACCGUCACGUGUUUUCUCCGUUGUCUCUUUGGCUUAGCACAAAGGUUCCCAGAAUCUGCCCCGCGGCGCCCUGUGGAGCAGCGGCUUCCUCACAGGGUUGGCGCGAAAUAUUACAUAAUUUUCAUAAUUUUAUUUCCAAGUUCAAUCCAGUUUGACAGGGCACGACAUCUAACGGACAUUUUGCAAACCAGGAACUCACCUGAACAAUUAUUACUGUUUGCAGAAGCUCCUACAAAUGUUUACUAGAUUGUUGCUUAGUGAAUGAACUGCAUCAGUGGUCCCCAAAUGGCGGUCUGUGGACCUUCACCGGUCCGCAUGUCUAACGCUGACGGUCCCCAUUACAUAAAUAUUUAUUGUCAAAUUGAAAUAAAAGUAUAAAAAUAAAUCAUGCACCGGUCCCUGGUAAAAUUUCGAAACUUGUUCACCGGUCCGCCAAACGUUUGGGAACCACUGAUCUACAUAAUAUGUGUUUUAAUUCCCGAACCCUUUACAUUGAAAUAAAUGUCUUCACUAUUUCAUGUGUACCGAUACAUGUUAAGAGUUCGACAAACGGCUAUUGGAGCUUGGACAGAACGUAAAUUCGGCAACUGCACCGAAAAAUCGAAAAAUAGGAGUAUCUGACUUGGCCGAUCAAAGUAAUUAUGUUACCCUGCACUGAAACAUUCUAAGGCGAGGGUGGACUAAAUGUAACUGUGACUAAUGUGUUAUCUACCGAGUUCACUUGUAAAAACAGCAGGGUGAUAAUUCCAAAACUUUGCUGUGAUUAUUUAUAGUUUAUAGAAAUAAGGGGAGAAAAUAAAAAAAGUAAGGGAAGUAACCCAAGACGUAAACAUUUCAUGAGACGGAGAUCUCCGAAGGGAGGAUUUGAGGACACUGCCAUCUUUUGAUAUGAGGUUUUUUUUCUUUCUUUUCUUCCUAGUAACUUUCGCAGGCUGAAAUAAGAACUGUUGCCCGAUGUAAGCUUUUCGUUCAUCCUCAGUCAUUAUUUCAAUCUGCUCAUUUAUAGUAGCUCCUAGAUAUUUGAAAGUAGCCAUUUCUCGAAGGCGUGGUUGCUUGUUUUGAUCUUGUCACCAGUAUGCGUGAUUCGUGACAUUACUAUAUACUUUGUCUUCGCUUCAUUUACCAGCGUUAACUAAGGCAUCUUCAAUUUCCUUGAAUACUUGAAUUAUAUCAAUUGCUGUUUCAGCCAGUAGAACUCUGUUUAUCCGCAUGUGCCAGGUAGCGGUACUGCAAUGGUUGGCUCUAUGCAUCCCCUGAUGGUUAUGGUUCUGUGAACAUCUCUGGAAUGGUUUUGAUUGUUCCACUGGUGCUCACAUGUCAUGUUUCUCAUAACUUUUUUUAAAAUGGGAUGUUGAACAAGAUACAAGAUGAUAGUGAGUCUCCUUAUCUGGGGCCCUGAUUAAUCAGGGCAUAUUUUGAGUACUCUCAGUUACAAAAGGCAGACUGCUGGUCAUGACCCCUUGAAAGGAUUCUGGAUUGUAGAUCAUAACAGCAAAAGUGAUCUACAGGCAGGAACCAAGGAUGAGAGGGCUCACCGGUCGACCAAGACUGCGAUGGAUCGACUUACACCAGGUCGCGAGAUGGAGGCGGAAAGGGAUGGAUCGUUCCGAAUGGAAGGGUGUGGUGGAGCAGGCCAGAGCCCGACAUGGGCGCCACUGAUGUUGAUGAUGUCAUCUUUUUUUAAAGAUAUUUUUUUCUAAUGUACGUCAUCUAUGAUCUAAUUGGGUCAGUAAAUGAGCCACCAAAAAAUGUCAAACAAAAACUUUUUCCUUUCUUAUUCUGAUUAAGUGAUUGUUUAAAUAUCACGUCUGUGAAAUGAAGACAAAAUUGAGUUCGACUCAAAAUGUGUUGUUGUUGUUGUUUGACUCAAACUCAAAAGUGACAGUGAGUGACAAUGGUGACAGACACGGAUGUAGUUAAUGUCGAGGGCGGAAAAGUGUGUGGGUGGAAGGGGUGGAGGAAUUCGAACAACCUAGACGACUUCGCAGGUCGUAAUCUGGCACUUUAUCUGGUAUGAUUUUAAAAGAAUAGAUGACUUUUACUCAAUGUCACUAUAUGAACGCCAUCUACACAUUACUGUGGCGCUGCCGCCCAUGGGGGGGGGGGGGGUUAGCCUGCCUCACCCUUUCCUUCCCCCCAGCCCCAAAUAAUGCUCUUUUUUUUUCUUCCUUGGUUUCCCCGUUGUUUUAGAUUGUAUAUCUUUUUCCACAUCAUCCAUCAGUCUAAGCCUAAGUCUGCCUUUGAGCUUUUUUCUUCUGGGGUUGCGGUGGUGUACCCCCUUCAACCCUCUGUCAUUUGGCAUUCUUUCUAAGUGUCCUGCCCAGCGUAGCCUAACCUUGUAGACUAUAUCUUUCCUGCUUGGUUCCGCUGACGGAAUAGAUGAAAGUUGCAAAGUGAUUUUGCUCAUAGACGGAUAUAAUAAAGUCAGUGAUCAUGUGUAUAUCAUGAAUGCAAUACAAGGAAUUUGUUUGAGUGUUUAAUGUUUUCGUAAUCCCACAAUCCAAUUAACUUUUGUAUUGAUUCAAGGAAAUGGAAAAAAUGUUUUGAUAACAUUGCACGUAAUCAUUUUCAGCAUAUUAAAUAAAAACACAAGACAGUUUUUUAAUUUAAAAAAAUCACUAAAGUAUAAACAUUGUGAUUAAAUUUACAAUUCGUCAUUCUGGUGUGUUCAUUUCACCAAAGUUGAUGGUCAUUCCGAUGUGUUUCAUGCUGCCUAUUGUCAACUAGCAUGUUUCCUGCAUUAUGUCACUUUACUGUGGCCAACUAAAAAGUCUAAAAAAUUGCUACGUCAACACCAUCCUUCUGACAUGUUUCUGCUUGGUGGCGUACCUCCUACCUAAGCCAUCUUGGAUAUGCGGCCCUGCAGGAACGCAAGAAGUCGUCUCGGCAUUUUUAGUGGAUAAACAUCUCAAGGUCGACCAAUGGGAAGCUUCCAAAAAUGAGUUUAUUGACCCUGCCAAGAAUGUUGAAAGUCGAAUGUUUCCUAUUUACAAUCACGACGACACUCGUUGGAGAUCGGAAAAUACGUCGGGCUUCAUCGCUCCCAGAGUGAAUGUUUUUAAAAUUCGGAAUUUUAAUUUUACCCAUUUUGGUCGAAACUGGGUGAAUACUCAAGAAAAUGGACACAAUGUUGAUACACGCAAAGGCGCACGACUGAGACAGCCACAGCGAGAGCCCGGUCGUUUGCGGUCAAAAACUCUAAGAGAAUUGAGGAAAAUCCAAAAGCUUCCGGAUUGUGUGAGAUUAAAAGUGCCCCUGGAAGCUACGCCCACGAAAAUUUGUGUUCAUUAUCCUGCAGACGACAAGUUUAUCUCCAAUCGAAUCCGAGACACCGGAGGAUGGGAGAAGGAGUUAGUCUUUCAGAUGGGAUCAUUCUUAAUGGUAAGAUUUGUUUAAAAUUGCUUUUUAACGUAAACUAGAUAUGUAAAACUUACAAAACUAUAAUAUGCGCUAAAUAAAAGUGUGAGUCAAUGAUGGUGAUGUCGUGUAAAAAAAUAUAAAAAAAUCUUUGAAAGGCGCAUAUCUAAAUUAUGAAGUUACUUACGAAUUAGAAAAUUCAUGCACUGUCCCGAAGGUCAACAAAACUAGUGGGGCAUUUUAAGUUCCUGUGACUUUAUACAAUUUAAUCAAAAUAAAACUUUAAAAAAAUUAUAGUAUAACGAUGCGCUUCAAUCCAGAUUGCGAAACUUAUGUGGAAAAUAUAUGCUGCAAAAUACAGGUACUCAAAAAUAACCAUACAACCUCUUAUACAAUAUGAAAUAGCAUAAUAAUAAAAUGUUAAACAUUUUUUUUUUAGAAUGUUCAUUUUUGAUAUAAGUAAUGGUGCUAAUAGAUUGAGAUUAUUAUAGUUGUCAUCUUACCGAUCAAUCGUUAACACAUAAGAAAAAUGUGAAAUCCUCAUUGAAAUCCUGCUGGACUCUCUCUUUUCAGAAAAACCCAAAGUCUCAGCUGGUCGACCUGGGUUGCAACAUUGGGGUCUUCAGCCUUGUCGCUGCUAGCCUAGACCGGCCAUCGCUGGCCGUGGACAUACUACCAUCCAACUUGGCGCUCAUUCAACUGUCGCUGGCCACCAACGAUGAGCUGAUGGAAAACGACCGGGUCUCGGCUGGCGGCGACACCAAUGGCGAAAGCGUUGACGCUAUCCUCCAGCACGCCAUGGGGUAUCCUAAAAACAAGAACCGGACCAAGUACACACAGCUGGUGACAACCCUCCACAACGCCGUGUAUAGCAGACGACAAAAGAUGUCGGUCUAUCUGAAGGAUUGGGAUUCUAAUUUAGGUGGAACGGAAGUCAAAGAGCUCGGCGCGGCGCGCUCGGAUUCACCGGUUAUCGCCGACGGUUCUCAAAUUCUGGUGGAUGCUGUUUGCCUGGACGACCUCGUGCCCUACAUCAAGGCCAACCUCAGCGUGUUUCUCAAAUUGGACAUAGAGGGCUCAGAACCAGAUGCGCUUCUUUGCGCAACGCAGUUUUUCAUGUACGCUGACGUAAGGGUCAUUCUUAUGGAGAUCCUCUUCCACCGUUAUUCGCUGCAGGGCAAGGCGAUGGUUCAGUUCUUGCUCAGACACGAUAUGUUGCCUUCUAAAGACGUGGAGGGCAAGGAGAUGCUCAAUACUAAAGCCAUGUACGAAUGGCCCGAGAAUAUGUUUUGGUUGAAAAUGAGAUAGAAAGUUGUGAUAUCCACGCAUUUUGACAAGACCUUGCUUUGACUUUGUGCCUUCUGGUGAAUUCCCGGACUUCAAUAAUUUUCAUACAUUCCGUCAUUGUUCAAUUGUUUAUAAAUUGUUCAAACAGUCUGUCAUUUUUCGUACAGUCAGUAAUUGUUUGUAUAUUCUCAGAAUUAUUCUGUCAUUUUUUAUAAAUAUAUCAUUUUUAUGUAUUAUGUCAUUGUUCAUACAUUUUGUAAUUCUUCAUACAGUCUGUAAUUUUUCAUAAAGCCUGUCAUUGUUCAUGCAUUCCAAUUAUGUCAUUGUUCAUAAAUUCUGUCGUUCUUCCUGCUGCCUCUAUUACUUUUAUGUUUCAUAUCAUUGUUUAUUAUCUUCCUCUAUUAAUGUCAUGCCAUGGCCAUUUAUGUCAUGCCAUGGCCAUGUUAUGUCAUGCCGUGGUCAUUUAUGUCAAGUCAUGGCUAUUUAUGUCAUGCCAUGGCCAUGUUAUGUCAUGUCAUGGCUAUUUAUGUCAUGCCAUGGCAAUUUAUGUCAUGUCAUGGCUAUGGAUGUCAUGCCAUGGCCAGUUAUGUCAUGGCUAUUUAUGUCAUGCCAUGGUCAUUUAAGUCAUGGCUAUUUAUGUCAUGCCAUGGCCAUGUUAUGUCAUGUCAUGGCUAUGGAUGUCAUGCCAUGGCCAGUUAUGUCAUGGCUAUUAAUGUCAUGCCAUGGCCAUUUAUGUCAUGGCUAUUUAUGUCAUGCCAUGGUCAUUUAUGUCAUGGCUAUUUAUGUCAU